Molecule: messenger RNA, 561 nt
Organism: Symbiodinium natans
Lineage: Eukaryota; Dinophyceae; Suessiales; Symbiodiniaceae
Source: the annotation of a GenBank genome assembly
AUGUCUGUGGCCCUGAUGGGGAGAAAAGUGGUACCAAGUUCACUUUUCAGCAGCGAACCAUGCCUUGAUACUGACUUGCUGCACAACAUCACCCGGACUACCGGUACAGUCGGUACAGUUGCCGACACCACUUUGGAGUCUACUUUGGACACCUGUCAGCUCGGUAACGAGGAGCACCCGGAGCCCACUAGCAGAAGGGCAAGACUGAAGCGGCAGAAAGCCAAACAGCUCCAUGACUUUCUGCAAAGGCACGGGUGUUCAAGCGUAUGCGAGCCGUUGGCAACUGGCUGCUUCUCUGUCCUUCAAGCACGCAUCUACCCCAUCCACAAGGCAGCAAAGUUGGGCGACCAUGAGAUGCUGCGCUUGCUGCUGCAGGCAAAGGCAGAUCCUCUCCAAAAGACUUCGCGUGGCCGCACAGCCGCUGAGAUUGCCGAAGCCGCGGACAGGGACGGCUCACACCAAUAUGUUUUGCAUCUACUGCAGAACCAAGUGCAGGUUCUGAACGCUCGUGAGGUACACGACCUGGUGCCCCCUGUACGCCGGACAGCAUUUUUCAACUGA